AAUGAGUCGAUUCAUUGAAGAUAUCACAUCCGUUGGAUUCGAAAAAGAAUACGAGCCAAAGAAACACUACAUAUUUUUGUUCUCUAUUGGUUGGUCGGAUAAGACAAAAUAUGUUGUUUACAGAACUUAUAAAGACUUUUUAAAUUUCCACGUAAGUAAAAAAUUAUUUAGAAGAAUGGAAACAAGAAAGUUUGCGGAAGAGAGAAGUAAAAAGUUGGAAAAAUAUUCUAAAAAUCUAAUGGAUUUAAGACUCUUAGAAAUUAACGACCAAGUAUCAAAAUUUUUCACAAUAAAUGCCAAAGACCUUAAGUUUUUCAAUGGAGAAAGAGUUCUGCAAAAGAAAAAAAAGUCUUUUAGUUUACUAUCGCUUUUAAAUGGUAGACAACAUAAUAGAGACGGUGUUUACUUGUCCGUAUCGCCGCCAAUUCAUUGUUCGUCGUACGAAGUAAUAGCUGAUUAUACUAAGGAAUCUAAAGACGAGAAGACCCUAAAGUGUGGUCAGAUAGUAGAUGUGGUACAGAAAAGUAGUAAUGGGUGGUGGCUUGUUCAAAUUAUCGAUGAAAGUGACGACAAACCAGCUUGGGUUCCCGCGUCCUAUUUACAACCGACUUAUGACAGUACUUCCAAAAGCAAUCCAAUAAUAACGGAUUUGACUUGUAUCACAAUCGAAAACUAUAACAAAAAUCGAGAGGACGAGCUAAGCUUUGAGAAAGGGGUAAUAGUGAAAGUCAAUUAUAUUUGCAACGACGGGUGGUGGAUGGUCAGUUGCAACGGUCAAAAGGGAUUAGUACCUGCCGUUUUCUUAAGGCCAUUUAAAGUCUUUGAAUCGGAAGAAAACAUUUAUGAAGAUUCAUUCAGUUUCGAUGAAACGCCCUUAUAG
Molecule: messenger RNA, 880 nt
Organism: Dimorphilus gyrociliatus
Lineage: Eukaryota; Metazoa; Annelida; Polychaeta; Dinophilidae
Source: the annotation of a GenBank genome assembly